Rhagoletis pomonella (apple maggot) is the source of this 3217-nucleotide messenger RNA. RefSeq names its product calcineurin subunit B type 1. NCBI's taxonomy places the organism in Eukaryota, Metazoa, Arthropoda, Insecta, Diptera, Tephritidae. The record is from RefSeq and is a predicted model, not a curated record. The transcript has 4 exons. Gene Ontology annotation, molecular function: calcium-dependent protein serine/threonine phosphatase regulator activity; calcium ion binding. Bases 340 to 852 code for a protein of 170 amino acids.
CAGGGUAAUAUAAAGCUUUGCAACACUGGUGUGUGUAUCGAGCGAAAAGCAAAUUCUGUAAAUUUUACAAAAAGUGGAAAAUCUGCAUAAUUUGGCUAAUUGAAGCUAAAAAUAUUUGAUAACCAUACUAUUGGAUCGGAAAAGUUGCAAAAUUUAUUGGAAAUAUCAACAACAACAGCUGCCUGGGAAAUUGUGGAGUAGAAAAAAAAUUUAAGAGCAGAGGAAAAGCAGAAAAGUGGACGUGAUAAAUAGAAAAUAGCCAGCAACUCAGGAUAAAAAGUUGAAUUAUUAAUCGAAUCGGCAUUCUAUUUGCGUACCGCAGUACCUGUAGCAGUAAAGAUGGGUAAUGAAACAUCUUUGCCCAUGGAGAUGUGCUCCAAUUUUGAUGCCGAUGAGAUAAGACGUUUGGGCAAACGUUUCCGCAAACUCGACUUGGACAAUUCGGGAGCAUUGAGUGUAGAUGAAUUCAUGUCAUUGCCGGAAUUGCAGCAGAAUCCUUUGGUGCAACGUGUCAUCGAUAUCUUUGACGCGGACGGUAAUGGAGAAGUCGACUUUAAAGAGUUCAUUCAGGGUGUCUCUCAGUUUAGUGUGAAAGGUGACAAAUUGUCAAAGCUACGUUUCGCCUUCCGAAUUUACGACAUGGAUAACGAUGGUUACAUAUCGAAUGGUGAACUGUUUCAGGUAUUAAAAAUGAUGGUAGGCAACAACCUGAAAGACACGCAAUUACAACAGAUUGUUGAUAAGACUAUUUGCUUCGCCGACAAAGAUGAGGAUGGAAAAAUCUCUUUCGAUGAAUUUUGCUCCGUGGUGGGUAACACAGAUAUUCACAAAAAAAUGGUUGUUGACGUUUAAAGUCGUUUUCUAAUAACACUAAUAAUGCUACAGUCUACAAUUAAAAUACAUAUUUUAUAAAGAUAUGGUUCUCUAUUCUGCAGUUUUCAAAGGGUUCUGAUUUUUGUUAAAUCUCGAAAUAAUUUGAGAUGUAUAUUGUUUUUUUACGCAUACAAAUAUUUUAAAAAGGUUUUGUUGAAAUCGUUUCUUGAAUUACGUAUACAUAUUGUUUUUAAAGAACUUUGCUAUCUUCAGAUAUUUAUUAUGUGUGAUAAGCUUAAUUACAUAAAAUGUGUCAAAAUAUUGCAAUGAAGGCGUAGAAAAGACACCGCAUUACCGAGAGAACUAAUUAUGUGUAUUGAAAAAGUCAACAAAUGAACGUGUUACACAUUUCUAAAAAAAAAAAUCUAACUACAUAGUCAUUAAAUGCAAAAUAUAUUAGAAAAUUUUAAAAACUUUUACAUCAGCGAUUGAGAACCAUCAAAACCAUCAAACUGCAACAAGUUUAUCCAAAUGCAAUGUUUACUAUGUUUUACACAUUUUCACAAAUUUCUUGAACGUGCAAUAUAUUUAUAACUUAUUGGCUGCAGGAAAUAAAAGUAUCGACUUAAAGCCAAGACUUUUUCUAAUCGUUUUACGCUAAAGCUGACUAAUACAGCUGUGCUUAUAUAAUGUUACCUGGUUAAAUUGUAGUUUGGAAUUUGUAUUUUAAAAAGUAACUUUUAUGUGAGCAUUUACAUACAUAUGUAUGUUAGUUCCCGCCUUAAGAUUUUCUUUUUUUCAACAAAAUUAUAUUCAUAUCUCCAAAACUAGAAACUAUUUGUAAAACCUCGCACAGCAGAAGAAAUUGAAAUUACAUAUUUUUCCUUAUUAUUUUAUAUAGAAUAUGUACUACUUAAAAACUUCUUACAUAUAUGUACAUAUUAUGAUUACGAUACUUAAUUUUUCGCUUAGAAAUUAAAAAAAAAAUAAAUAAAUCUGUCAAAAUUGUACGGUGUGAUGCAUUCAUAUGAACUUGUCUUGGUCUAAUGAAAAAAGUUUAUUUUCAAACAACCGAAACGAACAUUAAGAGAAAGAGUAUUCUUAAAAAGAAAUUAUUAUUCUUUAUUAAAGUACUUUUUUUACAAAUAGUUUCAACCGACCACCUUUGUUAACUGUAUGUUCCCAGAGUGUGUGUUAUUAAAAAUCGAAAAAGUUGUUAUAUCUUUAUUUGUGUUCGUAAGAAAUUUAGGUGUUUUUUGGUUCACUUUCACUUCAUAUAUUCAGAUGGGAGUCGAGUAGUAGAGAAAUCUAUACAAUUGUUUAACUGAAGAGGUAACAAGAAAUGAAAUCCAUUAGAAAAUAAAGAAGUCUUUAAAAAUCUUGUAUGUGGUUAUUUGUGGAAGCUUAUAUGAAAUGUAAUGCCAUAUUUUUUCUCAAUGCAAAUGGAAUUAGAUAAAAAUAUAAUAAAUUGUAGCAAAUAAACAAAUUUCUAUGCUAACAAAUAUCAGUAAGUGUGAGAAUUUCAAAAUUUGAAUGUUUUGAAUAUUACACUAUUAGUUUACAUGUAAUUUUAUUUACGUACUUAUAUUCAAUUGUUUGUUUUAGAGGAACUUGUUUAUCUUAAUAUUUGAAACAACGUAUCUUUGAAGCCAAUAUAUUUACUGAAUUUGUAACCUAUCUAGGAUAUUAAGAAUAAAAAUCACAUUUACUUUGUUUUUAUUUAAUACUAUUUCUGCCUUAACGUCAUGAAUCUAAAAAUCAAACAAAAUUUCACACCAAUGUUAACUCUAAUUAAAAAUUUUGAGUGCGAAUAAUGGUUUUGAAAAUUACUAAAUAAAAAAACAUACUCAUAUGCAUAACAGAUAAUUAAAAUACAUAUUUUAAAAUUAUGAAUUAUGCACAUUGUGAAUGUACACAUGACAAACUUUUUCUAAUGUCCGUGGGAGAAGCACUUUACUUAUUAAAAAAAAAAAAAACUUAGCUAAGUAAAAAAUAUUGGAUUGAAAUAUUAGAAUUUAAGUACACUAAGCUAGUCAUUGCAUUAGCUAGUUUGAGGUAGUAAAACCUCUACAUGACCCAUGGAUUUCGAUGGCAACUUUUAAAAUUUUCACUAUAUGACAUGGACAACAAAAAAUUUGAAGUCCCGCUCGAAAGAGCGAUGUCGUUGGAUAACAUGCAACAACUUCUAUCACUAAGGAAACAACGUUGAAAUCGAAGAUUUUCCAAUUCACUGUAUCUUCAAUACUCUCCUCCCAAGUACCUUACAGCCUUCUUCUCCUUUCCCUCAUUAACUAUUUGUCUCGUACUUCGGCACUUUUUACCUAGACCCUCCCUAGCACUUGACAAAAUAAAUGAAUAAAAAAUGAAUUUUGACAUUUUUGCACUAUGCAAUUUUACAAGUUAA